CUGUGUCUCGACUUAUCUCUGUCUGUCCUUCCACUCCCUGUUUGUCUACCUACCCUCCUUUCUCUUUCACUCUCUUUCUUCUCACUCACUCACUCUGGCUGACUAUCCCUUCUGUCUGGCUGCAGAUCUCCCUUCCUCUCUGCCUAUCUCCCUCCCUAUCUAUCUCCCUAUCUAUCUAUCUCCCUCUCUAUCUCAACAUACACACACACUCAUAUAUAUCUCUCUCUAUGUCCCUCUCCCUUUCUGUCUGCCUCACCGUUCUGCCACCCCUUCCCGUCUCUGUCUGCCUGUGUCUCCCUUCCCGUCUCUGUCUACCUCUCUCUCUCUCUCUCUCUCUCUCUCGUUCUCGUCUACGAUCUUCAGUCAGUCCGACUGGCAAGUAGCAACAACAGCAGUAACUGCAACAAAAACAACAGUAGUCAUUAUACAAGAAAGAAGAAGACUCAGCCACACACACACACACACACACACGCUUAAACAGAUCGUCUGAACGGCAACACUAAUACUUAAAACUAGUACGAGCACCAACUGAGCAACUACUACGAUACCAACUUCAACACCGCUAACAAGAACAACAAACUAAAAGACUACCACUUCGUCAGUAGGACUAAAGGAAGGCCACUAACAACACACCAUUACCAACUAAACAGUACUAUAGCGAGCGAAUACUAAAACCCCACCCGAAAUCCGAACCCGGUACGCUGCUAACGAAGCUGUGGUCUUAAUUGGUAGACUGGAUUUCUAUUGAAUUUUUAACUCUAGCCGGUGGAUGGCAUUGCGUCCAUCCCACCGUGUGAGCCCUCACAUCCAAAGGGUGCUGAAACACUAUCAGAACAGUGCCAUCAGAAGUUUGUGCGGUCCAGAUGCUAUUGUAGGGUCAACUGACCCCUACGACACCAGCCUGGCUGGAGGCGACGACGGUGGGGGGCUGCUGACUACUACAUCACCCACCUUGGUCGAAUUGUAUUCGGUGGGACCACACCAGAAUCUCCACCACCCGGGCGAGAUCUCUCCCACCUUGACGACUAGUAGUAGUGGUGGUAGUACUGCUGUUAUUUGUAGUAAUCCGAGUACUACCACUACCAACAACAGCAAUAACAACCACUACCACCACAACGAGAAAGACAGCAAUAGUAGUAGUAGCAGCAGCAAAAUCUACAACAGCAACAAGAACAACAACAGCAGCAGCGGCGGCGUCGGCGGCGGCGACAGAGGAGCUGGAAGUACCAGUGGGAGUACCAGCAGUAAUAGAAGCAGCCGUGCAAGUUCUCCUCUCUCCCCACCAGUGGCCGCCGGUGAGGCUGGAGUUGUGCCCGCGGCCACGUCUACCCCGGCUGUGGUUGUGUCUGGAACCAGACCUCCGUCCAGGCCUUCUGGCUUCGACGACGAAGAGGUCUUUGUGUAUCGAACCCAUCGGAGUAAGGCCAUGAGUAGCGUUGUCGCUACUGCUUCGUCGGCAAACGUCGUCAACUCCACCAGCAGUAGCAGUGCUAGUGGUAGUAGUAACAGCACCAAGCUACCUUCAGAAAAAGGUUUGGAAUUUGAUCCAUUCAGAUCUCCACCUCCUUAUCCCAUCCAACAGAUGCCUGUCUUUACACCUUACGAUUCUUAUGCUGAACGUUCGGAAACUAUUUUAGAAAAUGAAAGGAUUGCUUGUUUCAUUAUCGGUGGUGAAAAACGUCUGUGUUUACCCCAAAUCCUCAAUUCAGUCCUCAGACAUUUCAACUUGACUCAAAUCAACUCCGUCUGUGACGAACUUCAUAUCUUCUGUGCUCGAUGUAGCCCUGAACAACUGGAAACAUUCGUUGCAGCUGGGAUUUUACCAUGUAGGACGGCCAGUUGUGGACUCAUCACCAAAACAGAUGCCGAAAGACUAUGCCAUGCGCUUCUUUAUAAACGCACGGCCGCCAAACCAGUUGACCCCCCUUCACCCAGCAGCUUCAAGGUCUAUCACGAAUGUUUUGGCAAAUGCAAAGGAAUUAUCCAACCAGAUCGCUAUCAUACACCGGACGCUGAGUGCAUCUAUUGCACUGAAUGCCACGCACUUUUUAACCCACAACAAUUUGUUUGUCACUCACACACCCCAAUGGAGAACCGUAUAUGCCAUUGGGGGUUUGAUUCUGCGCAUUGGCGGAACUAUUUGAUGCUUGCCAAAGAUCAAGAGAAUCUAGAAAAAUGCCAAGACAUCAUUGAUCAGAUAAAGAACAAGUUCGAUGGAUGUAAGACAAAACGAAAACAGAGUUCUGAUGACUGGUUACAUAGCAAACGUGUGAAGAGCGAAGAAAGCCCAACCAGUCAAGUUUCACCAUGGUCCCCGCACCAUUCAGCACAACCAACAAUGGCUCCGGUGUCAGCGUACUCAGCGUGGCCCCAGAGUCUCAUCACUGCCCUGAAAGAUAACAAAUACUUACCCCAGCCCCCUAACAUCAUGCGUGAUAGUCUGUUGUAUUACAGCUUGCCUCGGUCAUUGCCCUCCUAUCUACAGACUGGGCCACCUGUUUUACUCCACCCGGAACGUGUGAUACCCCAUUCGGAAUCAGCAAGGUAUGAACGCCACUUCACACCAAACGUGUCUCUGGCACCGUUGCCACAACAACGAUUACCUGAUAGCAAAAUCAAAAGUGAGCUGAAAGAGUCUGAAAUGGAGCGGAAUGGUUUACAUCAGUUGGCAGAAGCUGCAGUGUCAAAGAUCUCAAAAGAACCAGUUGCGCUGACCAAAGAGAGUAAAAUUUAUCAAGAGACAUCAACGAAUUUGAGCAAAAGCAAAGAGAAGGCUUAUGAUUUCUCAUCUGAUUCUGAGGAGUCGAUUACUGAAUUUGAGGAAACGGGUGAUGAACCCUUAUCACCGAAACUAGAAGAUACCUUUGAAAUAGAGCUGGACAUGGUGAAGCAAGCCCUUGAGGGUAAAGUUGGUGACUGCACAGAGUCGAAACGGAAGUUCCUUCACGAUUUUACAAACUUGCGAUCUCUGCAUCAACAGCGACUGCACCUGAUGGACCGAUCCCGACAACAGUUACGAGAUUUACUGACGAAGGUUCGGGCAACAGCGAAAACUAAAAUCCUCCGGUGUGCAGAGAGGAAGAAAAAACUGCGGAAACGAUUAGAAAACAUGCGGAUUGAGACAGAGUGCCGUCUGCAUGAUGCUGAGGAAGGCAAGGAACGGCUCUUGAAGGAGAUUGAUAGUCUCAGUAAACAAAUUGAACCAAAGGAAUUGCAGCAAAAGUAUAUCCAAGCAAACAAGGAACUGCAGUUACAGGUGCAGCAUUAUCAAACGAUAUUUGAGACUAUGUCACGUGAGAACGCCAUAUUGCAAGACGAACUUCGGAAACGAGGCAUCAGUUUCCCUCUGGUCAGCCACCCCUCUCCAUUGCAUCACUCCCCUUUGCCCCUAAUUCUGUCCAGCCCAUCAUCGAAGUCAUCUGCGUCACCCGAGAACCUGAGCCCCCAGAGCAGGGCUGCUGUCGCUGCCGCAGCCAGCACCCACGAACGCAUCAAAAUGCUAUACCAGAGUCGCAGCAAGCCUGCAUUACAAGAAGACUGAUACACUGUGCUUACGCAAGUCCAUAACACAAAAGGUUUUCUUCCCUACACACUACAGAAUCUUCUUCCCUUUUUUCUCUCUCUCUCUCUCUAUUUAUUUAUUUAUAUAUAUAUAUAUGUAUAUAUAUCUAUGUGUAUAUAUCUAUAUAUAUGUAUACAUGUAUAUAUAUAUCUGUAUGUGUGUGUAUAUACACGUG
This is a messenger RNA of Octopus sinensis (East Asian common octopus), 3737 nucleotides long. RefSeq names its product ski oncogene. Gene Ontology annotation, molecular function: SMAD binding; DNA-binding transcription factor activity, RNA polymerase II-specific; RNA polymerase II cis-regulatory region sequence-specific DNA binding. Gene Ontology annotation, biological process: negative regulation of BMP signaling pathway. Bases 770 to 3541 code for a protein of 923 amino acids. NCBI's taxonomy places the organism in Eukaryota, Metazoa, Mollusca, Cephalopoda, Octopoda, Octopodidae. The transcript has 8 exons. The record is from RefSeq and is a predicted model, not a curated record. Gene Ontology annotation, cellular component: nucleus.